AUGUCUAACUCCGAGUAUUCGCAAACAUUGCAGCAUAUCACCGACGCCAAGCUUGAAGAACUCUCCAACAAGCGCCAAAUCUUUCUGAAGCGCAAGCAAUCUGCUUUGGAGGCAGCAAAGUUCUCGGAAUCUCCGGUCGACAAGGUACGGGCUCUCGGCGAUGGAGUAAAGUCUUGCUUCAAUAUAAGCGUCAAGGACGGACGCGUCGUCCACAGCUCGAGCGAUCAGAGCCAGCUCGAGGUUGCCCUCUCGAAUCUCGAUCGCUUCCUCAAACAGGCCGAAUAUGAUCCUGCAAUCUCGCAGGAUACUGUAGAGCGGUGGCACCAGUCGCUUCUGAGUCACCUCGACAUUCAGACUCUCAAGUAUGAGUACGCCACACUGUUCGCCCAGCUCACAAUGGAGUGGCUGUCGGUCAAGAAGAAUCGGAGCUCGGGGACGCCUGCCGUAUCGAAGGACGACUUUGAACAGCUCGCAAGUGCUGCCAAGCUGGAAUCGAGGAAGGAAUGGGAAGAGUUUGUUUUCGCCCCCGCUGGCCAAGACGGCGAGACGGUCAAGGCGUUCCUCAAUGACCUCUUUUCGGGCGUAGGACAGUCAGAACCGGUCGAAGUGACUGACAAAGAGCGGAAUACGGAAAAGACGCUGCGAUCGCUUCGCGACAGAGUGACGGCGUUUGAAUCCAGCUUCACCAGGGCCUCCUUUGAUGUUGGCAUUUUAAACUGGGUGAUCAACGGUCUCCUGCACUCCGAUUUGGUGACCGAUAAACAACGCGCUGUCUUACGAGACUUUCGGAACGAUAAAACCGUCCUUACUGAACUGGCGGACGUGCUCAAUAUGCGAAUGGCAGGUCUCCAUGCAUGGACCUGGGGACCCUCUGUAGCGGUCGAACAGAGACGCCAAAUGAACGGAACGUACCAAAUCUACAUGCACGAAGACCUCAUCCAGGCCAUAUUUUUGCAGUACAUCGGCGUUAAGUGGUCAGUGUUCUUCAAAUCCGCGUUGCAGGAUUUCAGAAAGACAAAGGGCUAUUGGAAGUCGCUGCGGUCGACUGUCCCAGUGAUCGACAAGAAGCGACGUGACUUCUUCCUCGAGAAACGCGGGGACAAGCCCAGCCUGCAAAUCAUAAAGGAAGCAAUUCAUCGACGAGCGUACUUUGUCUCGCAACUCCUUGACAACGAGUACCAAAUCAGGAAACAGGAGGAAGGCGAGGAAGAAGCUAAUUACGCUCCCUCACAAGGACCAGCACACCGGUCGCUACAGAAGAAACGAUCGAUGAAGGCCGCCUCUUUUGUCGACGUCGAGGCGGCUAUGGAAGACCAAUUUGAGGAGGAGGAAGAGUCCGACGAGGAUAUGGGAUUUGGACUGUUCGACGGCGACGAUGGUAAUUUCGAUCCCGAUCUCACCUACGAUGAUCACAGGGCCGGGAAUGUCAAGACGCCUGCCAACCAAAUGCAGGCAAAGCAGAAUCUGCUGCUUCUGCUGAGCGCGGACACGAUCAUCAACAAACGGCUCCAUGGCGAAAUUACAUGUUUUCGAGCUCAGUACGAGUCGCUGUACCCGAGUCUACCGCACCCGACUAUCCUCGCUGUCCUCCAGUUCCUUGGUGUAUCGGAGAAGUGGCUGACAUUCUUUGAAAAGUUCUUGACGGCUCCGUUGAGGUUCACUGAUGAACCUGACACCGAACCGCGUACGCGCCAGCGGGGUACUCCAGGAUCGCACGUGCUCAGCGAGGUGUUUGGGGAAGUAACUCUGUUCUGCCUCGACUUCAUGAUCAACAAAGAGUGUAAUGGCGAGAUACUCUGGAGAGUAAACGACGAUAUGUGGUUCUGGUCACACGAGCAGCAGACGUGCGUUGCAGCGUGGCAAGCUAUCCAACGAUUCAACAAGACCAUGGGUAUUUCGGUGAGCGCAGACAAGAGUGGCGGCGCACAUAUCAAAGCGCAGCCUGCCCAGAAGUCGACACUCCACUCGUCCCUACCCAGCGGCAAGAUUCGAUGGGGCAUGCUCUACCUUAAUUCCGGAACCGGCCGGUUCGAGAUCGACCAGGAGAUGGUCGACGACCACAUCAAGGAAAUGCAGCGCCAGCUUGACGAUAAGCAAGGCAGUGUCUUUGGCUGGAUUCAGGCCUGGAACUCCUACGCCUCGACAUUCUUCACGUACAACUUUGGCAAGCCCGCAAAUUGCUUCGGCCAAGCGCACGUGGACAUGAUGUUGCGAACUCACGAGCGUAUCCAGCGGGAGGUAUUCUCGCUCGGCCCCGACGGCGGUAAAGGGGAGAGCAGCGUGAUCACAUACCUGCGUGACACCAUCCGGUCUCGCUUUGGAACGGAGAACAUCCCCGAUGGCUACUUUUUCCUCCCCAUCGACCUCGGCGGCCUCGAGCUAUCCAGCCCAUUUAUCAACCUCGUUAGCCUCCACGACUCUGUGGUCGCAGACCCAAACACACUCCUCGAUGAGUUUCUCGAAGCCGAGCAAAGCGCUUACGCUUCGUUGAAGCGCCGCUACUCUAACACGGACAAAGACCGCCUCGCAGCGAAACAAUCCUUCCGACCUGACGACAUGGACACAUUCAUGUCAUUCGAGGAGUACACGCGCCACCGCGAACUCCUCGACUACGGGUUCGCAAAACAACUCGUCUCAAUCUACGACCAGCUGCUUAAACGCCCAAAGCCCGAAGAUAUCGAGCAGGAUGUCUCAGGUCCCGUCACGCUCGGCCUUAGCCAGCUCCAAUCGCAGACUAAUCUAUCUGGGAUCAAGUCGCCGUGGCGGCACAUGUCGUCGUACUGGAAGUGGAUUGCGCAGCUGUAUGGGCCUGAGCUCGUGGAGCGGUUUGGAGGGUUCAAUGUGGUCGACCCGGGAUUGUUGCCCAUUGGGCUGGUUAGUCAGUUCCGCAGUGGGAGGGUGAAUUGGGCGGAGAAAUAA
Molecule: messenger RNA, 2919 nt
Organism: Aspergillus calidoustus
Lineage: Eukaryota; Fungi; Ascomycota; Eurotiomycetes; Eurotiales; Aspergillaceae
Source: the annotation of a GenBank genome assembly